AUGAGGAUGGAUCAUAUUUUUGCUGUCUUACAGUGUAAAUCAGGGGAAGACAUUUCAACCAAAGAAGAGGAAGACUCAUCCAUCAUCUGGGAGCAAGGUCAGUGCAUUGGUUAUCACAUAUAUCAUCUGGGUUCUCACCUUGAAAAGUUCAUCACAACCACUCUUGGAAGUGGCAUCCUCAGAGAAGCUGUGAAACUACCUCCUGGUGAAGACAUUAACGAGUGGUUUGCCAUUAACACCAUAGAUUUCUACAACCAAAUAAACAUUCUGUACCGUACUCUUGAAGAAUUCUGCACACCCACAACUUGCCCAAUCAUGAAUGCUGGAUCCUUAUAUGAGUAUAGAUGGGCAGAUGGAAUUACUAUAAAGAAACCAAUAAAAGUUUCUGCUCCUGAGUACGUUGAAUAUCUCAUGAACUGGACUGAAUCUCAGAUCGAUAACGAAGCCAUCUUUCCCCAAAACCAUGGUAGCCGUGAAGCUAAACUCUUAGUGUUAAAACGUCUUUCAUUAGAACACUUUGUUUAUAUUUUUCAUCCUUCUUCAGGAGUGCCAUUCCCACCAAACUUUAAGGAUUGCGUGAAGCUGAUUUUGAAGAGGUUGUUUCGUGUUUAUGCACACAUCUAUCACUGUCACUUCAAGAAGAUUGUGGGUUUGGAGGAAGAAGCUCAUCUCAACACUUGCUUCAAGCAUUUUGUUCUCUUCAUAUCUGAGUACCAGUUGAUCAAUGAAGCAGAGUUGGCUCCUCUUAAAGACCUCGUGGAAAAGAUUCUGAACCCAUAG
Messenger RNA from Eruca vesicaria subsp. sativa (arugula), 780 nucleotides. The record is from the annotation of a GenBank genome assembly. NCBI's taxonomy places the organism in Eukaryota, Viridiplantae, Streptophyta, Magnoliopsida, Brassicales, Brassicaceae.